AUGGGUAAGGGCAAGGGCGCCGGAGAAAACUCAAAGAAAGCCGCUGGUAACGCAAAGAAGGCUGCCAAUGCUGCCGCUAAGGCUCAAGCUGAAGCUGAGCGUCUCGAAGCCGCCGAAGCCGCGAAGUGGGAUGAAGGGCUGAAGAAGAAGAGCAACAAGAAGGAACUUGAACAGCAAAAGAAGGAAGAAGCCGCCCGCAAAAAGAAGGAGCGUGAAGAAUUGUUGGCUGCUGAAGAAAAGGCCAACCCUUCGAAGUCUAGAGGCGCCGCUAAGGUCGCCGCGAAGCGUGCGGGUAAAAUUGACGACUUCCUCAACGACAUCCCCGAAUUGCUGGCAUCCGGGCUUGACGAUGCCUUGGCAGCUUUGGCUUUGACUCUGGCUGAAGGUGGUGUGGCCAACAAGGAUAUUGACCGUCACCCUGAGCGCAGAGUGAAGGCUGCGUAUGCGGCGUUCGAAGACCGUCGUCUCCCGGAGAUCCGUAAGGAACAACCGGGGUUGCGGUUGCAACAAUACAAGAACCUUUUGUUCAAGGAGUUCAAGAAGUCUCCUGAAAACCCCAUGAACCAAGACACCAACGUUGCAUUCAACGCUAGCAGAUCUGAAGUUGAUGCCAAGAAGCAAGAAGUGAGACUGGCCCGGGAGCUGAAGUUCUCUAAGUAG
Messenger RNA from Diutina rugosa, 660 nucleotides. RefSeq lists its product as uncharacterized. Bases 1 to 660 code for a protein of 219 amino acids. Gene Ontology annotation, cellular component: nucleus. The transcript has a single exon. NCBI's taxonomy places the organism in Eukaryota, Fungi, Ascomycota, Pichiomycetes, Serinales, Debaryomycetaceae. Gene Ontology annotation, molecular function: transcription coactivator activity. The record is from RefSeq and is a predicted model, not a curated record. Gene Ontology annotation, biological process: transcription by RNA polymerase II.